Dermacentor silvarum is the source of this 2591-nucleotide messenger RNA. RefSeq names its product V-type proton ATPase 16 kDa proteolipid subunit c. Gene Ontology annotation, molecular function: proton-transporting ATPase activity, rotational mechanism. The record is from RefSeq and is a predicted model, not a curated record. The coding region runs from base 118 to 582 and encodes 154 amino acids. Gene Ontology annotation, biological process: proton transmembrane transport. Lineage: Eukaryota; Metazoa; Arthropoda; Arachnida; Ixodida; Ixodidae. The transcript is spliced from 3 exons. Gene Ontology annotation, cellular component: proton-transporting V-type ATPase, V0 domain.
GAAGAGCUAUCGGCCAUUAUUCGGCGAGACGUAAGCUUGCAGCUGGCAAUAGGUAGUGUACGAUCAAGAUUUCUGCCGCUAGCAAGCUCUCGCUCAAAAAUUCCCAGGGAAGCAGCAAUGGCCGACAAGGAACCUCUGUACACUCCCUUCUUCGGCGUCAUGGGAGCCGUUGCAGCUAUGGCGUUUAGCGCGCUUGGAGCUGCCUAUGGUACAGCAAAGUCGGGCACAGGCAUUGCAGCCAUGUCUGUGAUGCGGCCAGAGCUCAUCAUGAAGUCCAUCAUUCCAGUAGUCAUGGCGGGUAUUAUUGCUAUCUACGGCCUCGUCGUUGCUGUGCUUAUCUCCAGUACCAUCAAGCCAGACUACAAAUUAUUUUCUGCGUUCCUGCACCUGGGAGCUGGACUGAGCGUAGGGCUGAGCGGAUUGGCAGCUGGCUUUGCCAUUGGCAUCGUGGGCGAUGCCGGCGUUCGUGGUACGGCGCAGCAGCCCCGGCUGUUUGUGGGCAUGAUUCUGAUCCUCAUUUUUGCUGAAGUGCUCGGGUUGUACGGUCUCAUCGUGGCUCUGAUUAUGUACUCCCGCGGUUGAGCACUUCUUCGUGACGCCAGCCCCCGCCCCCUCCACAAACACCAUCGCCCCUCCCAUCCCUGCCCGCCACCAAGCCCCACUUCCCUCCAGUGCCAGCGUCGUCCUACCUGCCCUGCGCCGCAUGUCUUAAAUGGUACCCCAUCCUGCCCCCAGAGUUCCACUUGGCUAAGCAAGAAGGAAAGAGGUGUAGACAGUCUUGAUCGCUUUUUAUUUUCUGGUGUGACAUUUCUUGCAGCCCUGAAGCCAACUGUCUGAGCAUGUAUGGCAAACCUUGUCCGCCAACUUUGUUUCUCGCACCUUGCCCUGUAAUAUUGCACUGCAGGUGGCAUGCGCGUGUCGGUGUAUUUAUUGAAGUUUAAGAAACUUUUGUUUCGUUUAGUUAUUUACAGGCGCCAUUUCUUAUUUGAAUGCUUCCUGCAUGCGCAUAUUCGUUCUCUGCUCAUGUCACAGUUGCUGUGCUUGCUAGUGUCAUAUCUGCAUUCUGCGAACACCUUUUUCUAUCUCCUACACCUCUCUGCUUGCACCUACUGGACGUUGAGCAAAUGGAUGUGCAGAGCUCACUUGUGGAUCGCUGGCCAGUCAUUGUCUGCUGCUCCGUUGUAUCGGAACAUAGUGCUGCCAGUUUUGAUUUGGCAACCAUCUGCUGCGUCUGGCUGUCGGGUUGCGGACAUUCCAAAGAGAGCUAGCCCAACUUUUAUGCCCUGUGGAUCCAUUUGUCCCCUCCCCCCCACCUUUGUUUUACUUGUUAAUGGUGAUACUGCAUGUAGUUGGCUCACCCUGUUACCUGUUCAAUCUUUUUAAUUGCACUGCUUUACAGAACAAUCUUUUAAAGCUGGCUGCAACAAAAAAUUGCCAGCAUUCAUGCCUUGAGUCGUCUGCAUUCACUGGAUGUAAUAGCUGAAGCACAUGUGCUGGUCAGUGUUAGUGAGAGAAAACGUGGCAUGGUUAGGCAGUGCAGCAUUCUGCAGCCAGCCUGCAACUUCACACUUCCAGCCAGAAGCAUUCACCCAGAAGUUAGCUUACAGCUGGAACAGGCAGUUUGCGAAUUUAAUGGUAUGUGUGUGUGUGUGUAACAACACACAUUCACUAGACUGGAGUGGAGUGUGCAAAUUGACAAAUGGCUAUUUGGAAAAAUCUAAUUGAAGGGAAUAUAGUGCACUGCUGCCAGCCACUCAAUCACUCAGUGUGCUUCAGCAAGUUGCAGGCUGUCUGUUGACUGAUGGAUUUGCAGAAGUGUACUCGGCUGGAGCGCAGCGAUCGGAACAUGUGUUAGACAUGUUUUCCCUGCGAGCUUUCCACAGGAGGCCCACUGGGGACCCACUGCCCUCGUGCCCAGAUGAGUUUUCAAGUAAAGGUUAUAAAACACAGGUUUCACUCUAUGUAUAUGUGACCGAAAUGGGGGCAUCCAAUCCCCAUUCACAUGUGUAGGAUUCUUUCAAUAUCGACUGCCACUGGAUUGCAAAUGUGAGGUUUGAGUAAUUGUUGUGCGCUAGCAUUGUUGGACCGAGCCUCUACUUAUGUCCUACUAAACAAGCAUGCGCCCUCCCGUUGUUUCUCUGCUGCCAUGGGUGCUGCUGCGACAGUGCUGAGAACACAAAGUGCCAGCAUGUUAAGUCUGGAAGAAAAAAAAAAUGGCACCACCCACGCGCACAUGCUUAUAAAUAUAGAUGUCUGCAUUAUGACUGUAACCAGUUUUUCUGUGUAAAUACAUCGGUAGUACUGUGAUCUGGUGAGCGCAUGUAUGUUUAACCGAGCUGUAAACAGAAAUUUUCAUCUAGGUAUUGUCCUGCAUUAGCGACACAUCUGUUGACGUGACUGUUUUGGAAGUUGAUUCAUUUCGUUUUUUCUCUCCAAAAUGUUCUCUGUUGGCAGGUGGUAUGAAGUGGGUUCAAUUCCCUGUAAUAUAGUAGUGGUGUAUGUGUAUGUAUGUAUAUAUGUGUCAUAUACAUACUUCUUUGCGGUUACUGUUUAUUUCUUUUUCUGAAAAAUAAAGAUGUUUUUUUUGUUCA